AUGAGAUUACUAUAUUUCUUGUUUACAAGCUUGCUUGCGACACUUACAUCAGCCGUUCGUCUUGAAGGAAAGAUCAUACCCAAUGCUGUCAUCAAUGAUUUAUCAAAAGUUGAUUAUUCAACAGCCCGUGUUGCACUUAAUGGUGCUUUUAAGACAACUCGUAUUCAAUCAGAUGGACGCUUUGUACUUUAUGACGUCCAACCUGGAUCAUAUAUGCUAGAAGUUCACAGCAUAAAAUACAUAUUUCCAAAGUUGCGCGUAGAUAUCAAUGAUGAAGGACACAUAUGGGCAGCCUAUACUGGCUUGGGACGUGAUUGGAAUAGUUUUGGACAGAGAAUCGGUUAUCCAUUAGAGAUCCAAGCUAAAGCAGAGGCAGAUUACUUUAUGCAAAAACAAGGCUUUAACUUGAAAGAUCUAUUUGCCAACAAGAUGUUCCUUAUGAUGGGCAUGAGUGGCUUGAUGUUAUUGUUUAUGCCCAAGAUGAUGAAACAGAUGCAGGAAAUGAAUCAAGAAAUGGCAAAUGAAGCGAGUCAACCACAAGCUCAACAAAAGGGAGAGCCUUCGAGACUAACUGAAUCGUUUAUUAAAGCUCAACAGAAAGGACAUUAA
Messenger RNA from Rhizopus microsporus ATCC 52813, 609 nucleotides. RefSeq lists its product as uncharacterized. The transcript is spliced from 7 exons. The record is from RefSeq and is a predicted model, not a curated record. Gene Ontology annotation, cellular component: EMC complex. Bases 1 to 609 code for a protein of 202 amino acids. NCBI's taxonomy places the organism in Eukaryota, Fungi, Mucoromycota, Mucoromycetes, Mucorales, Rhizopodaceae. Gene Ontology annotation, molecular function: carbohydrate binding.